AUGGAGACGACGUUCCUAACCCAUAUCGCCUCCCAGACAGCUUCCAACAUCGACCUUCUCGUCGCCAACGGGUACCUCACCCAAGCAGAAGCAGCCAAUCUGCAGCGAAAACUAUCCCCUCUCCAGUCAACAACAGCACAGGCGCCUGUUCCCCCCGCACCAACCGUCGUCCAAGCCAAAGCACUCUGGGCAUACAACCUCGACGCCUUGGACCCCGACGACCUCUCCUUCGCAGCAGGUGACAUCAUUACCAUUGUCGAAGAGACCAACGCGGACUGGUGGCUUGGCGAGCAUAAUGGCUGCAGGGCCCUCUUCCCCGCGAAUUACGUCGAGAAGAUCACCGUGCCCGCGCCUGCAGCCAGAGCCCUCCCUCCAGUGUAUGUCCCGCCUACGGGUGGUCAAGCCGUCCCUCCAGCUCCUGUUGCGACAACGCAGAAGAAAGAGUACAAGCCCUUCAUGGCUGCCCACUCAGGCUCCAACGUCCCUCCGCCCCCUGGAACGGGUACGAACUCUGUUGGGCUCCAGCAGGAUCCCGGACAGGAUGGGAAGAAGAGCAAGUUUGGGAAAUAUGGGAAUACGACAGUCGAAGUCGAAGUCCAGCUUGCCUCGUUCUCAGUUUUUUGA
This is a messenger RNA of Desarmillaria tabescens, 624 nucleotides long. Its product is annotated as SH3-domain-containing protein. The coding region runs from base 1 to 624 and encodes 207 amino acids. Gene Ontology annotation, molecular function: protein binding. The record is from RefSeq and is a predicted model, not a curated record. NCBI's taxonomy places the organism in Eukaryota, Fungi, Basidiomycota, Agaricomycetes, Agaricales, Physalacriaceae. The transcript is spliced from 3 exons.